GAUUUGGUCAGUUGUGAGUAACAUCUCUUGCCGAACUAAUCACCAUGGACUUUUACUACUUUCCGGCCUCGGCUCCGUGUCGGUCUGUUAUAAUGACAGCCAAGGCUCUGGGAAUCGAUCUCAACAUGAAGCUACUGAAUCCCAUGGAGGGCGAGCAAAAGAAACCCGAGUUUCUGAAGCUCAAUCCCCAGCACACCAUCCCCACCUUGGUGGACGAUGACUUCUCCAUCUGGGAGUCGCGGGCUAUUUUGAUCUAUCUGGUGGAGAAGUACGGCCAGGAUGAUUCCCUAUACCCGCAGGACCCCCAAAAGAAGGCGGUGGUCAACCAGCGACUCUUCUUCGACAUGGGUACUCUGUUCGAUAGUUUCUUGGCGGCUAUCUAUCCGCAGUUCAAGAACAACACACCUGCUGAUCCGGAGGCCAUGAAGAAGGUGGACAGCGCCUUCGGGCAUUUGAACACCUUCCUGGAGGAUCAGGACUACGUGGCCGGCGACACUCUCACCAUAGCCGACAUAGCCAUCCUGGCCUCCGUGUCCACCUUCGAGGUGGUGGACUACGAUUUCAGCCCAUUCCCGAACGUGGCCAGGUGGUAUGAGAACGCCAAGGAGGUGACUCCCGGAUGGGACGAGAACUGGGAGGGUGUGCUUAUCAUCAAAAACUACAUCGAGAAGCAGCGCCAGAAGGAGUGAACUUACCUAAGCAAUAUUUAUUUGUUAAAUAAAUUAUUAAAAGUAUUAAUACCAUAUAUGGUUAUCAAAAUAUAGAAA
Molecule: messenger RNA, 767 nt
Organism: Drosophila bipectinata
Lineage: Eukaryota; Metazoa; Arthropoda; Insecta; Diptera; Drosophilidae
Product: glutathione S-transferase 1-like
Biological process (GO): glutathione metabolic process
Molecular function (GO): glutathione transferase activity
Source: RefSeq, a predicted model, not a curated record